AUGAAGGAAAGUUCUAUUAAGUUGAUCCAGAUUGCAUGCGCGAUCAUUUGGUGCUUGUUCGCUGCUGGUCCAAUCUUCGGGUUCGCAGCUCUCAAGCCUAUCUUGGUAGACCAAGGAGUAUACUCGGAGUUGUGCCGCCCCGAAGGAAACGCCUUCCAAACCACCAAAGUGAAUGAUCCCUCGGUACCUUGUACAGCUCAGGACCUGAAGCUGAACUUCAUGUUCACGGUGGGAGCGGGUACCACAAACGUAGCGGCACUUUUAGUCGGUUGGGUGCUGGACUUGAAAGGGCCUAGAGUGUGCGGCUUCGUCGGAUCUGCAUUACUUGCAUUAGGGUCUUUGAGUCUCGCUUGGAGCCAUAAAAUUUCGCUGUUGGACCCCUACAUUACUGGUUACACCCUGCUUGCCAUUGGCGGGCCUUUCGUGUUUAUCUCAACGUUCCAACUGGCCAACAGCUUCCCUAAGCGCUCUGGUACCAUAUUGGCUCUUAUCACGGGCGCUUUUGACACAUCUUCGGCAUUGUUUUUCUUCUACCGGCUCUCUUACCAGAACUGGACUCCCGACUUGACUCUGAAGAAAUUCUUCACAGGAUACCUGAUUGUUCCUGUUUUUAUUUCCGCCUGCCAGCUUCUUGUUAUGCCAAAAGAGUCUUACAAGUCGCUUGGCGCGGUGCAAAAAUUGGAAGUUGAAGGCCUAGACAUGGAAGGCAAUCUUCCCGAAGGCGAGGACGGUUCCCACAUCAUUCCGGAUGAGAACGAGAGGCAGUCUUUACUUUCCGCUCAUUCCUCGAGCAUUCGGCCGGUGCUUUCAAACUCUCGCCGCAAGUCUGUAUGGGAGAACUAUGUUGAGGCCAAGUUGGAGAAGAAGACCAAUGGUAUUUUCGGAGUUUUGCACGGACUUCCUGCCAAAAAGCAGAUAAAAAGCCCUUGGUUUGUAUUGAUGUUGGCGUUUACGGUUGUCUGCAUGCUCAGAAUCAACUACUUUGUAGCCACCGUCAGGUCCCAGGAGGAGUAUCUUCUAGGGAGUCACAAGAAAGCCGAGAAGAUGAACGCCAUCUUUGAUGUUGCGCUGCCGCUCGGAGGUGUUGUAUCCAUCCCAUUUAUUGGACUUGUGCUGGAUAACUGCUCAACAUUGACAGCAAUGGCAACUGUGGCAGUUAUCUCUGUAACCAUUGGUGUGCUCGGGUUGUUACACUCUUUUACCUUAAACUUGCUGGGAAUAUUAAUGUUGGUUGCCUACAGACCAUUCUACUAUACUGUUGUUUCCGACUACUGUGCUAAGGUCUUCGGAUUUGACACAUUCGGUACUGUCUACGGGUUACUCAUGUGCAUUUCCGGUAUACUCAACAUGUCGCAAAGUCUUUUGGAUAAGACAACACACAAGACUUUCAAAAUGAACCCCACUCCGGUAAACCUAAUUCUUGUUUCUUUGACUGUGAUUACUUCGUCUAGCCUACUUUACUUUGUGAGGCGGGAAAGCAAAGCUCGACUAGAGAGAAUGCACACCCUACAGCAACUGGGUAUGACCCAAGAAUCUUCUGAGGACAGUCAAUUAGAGUACGGAACUUAG
This is a messenger RNA of Lachancea thermotolerans CBS 6340, 1569 nucleotides long. RefSeq names its product Fmp42p (gene FMP42). Lineage: Eukaryota; Fungi; Ascomycota; Saccharomycetes; Saccharomycetales; Saccharomycetaceae. The record is from RefSeq and is a predicted model, not a curated record. The transcript has a single exon. Bases 1 to 1569 code for a protein of 522 amino acids. Gene Ontology annotation, cellular component: fungal-type vacuole membrane.